AUGACAAAAUGUCAAGAGGCUAACCUGAAGUUAGACGCUAUGGUGGAUGCACUGGACACCGCCAGCAUUGAUCUACAAAAUGUUAAUAAUAAGUUCAUGGCUCUAAGCAAUAGUCAGUUCAUCGAAAGUAGAGUCUAUGAUGACGACGUUGACAUCAAAAGUGACGAAACUACUCGGAAGCAAGACAUACCCCAAGUUGUACCAGAGAGUGACCUCCAGAAGGUCAAGCGCUGUCUCCAACAACUGGAGAUGAUGCAUGAGCCCGUUCUCAUCGUGGACAGCGAUAGCUCUGAUGAUGAAGAUAGCAGUAUGGUCCUGAAACCCAAAGACGUGUACGCGCACCGUCCCCUGCCUCACAUCAUUGGGUCUCAAGCUUGGAAGAAUAAAUGGCAUGCUGGUCUCCUACCAGAAGACAGUGACAGUGACAGCUCACUAUCCAAGCAAGACGCUGAGCAAUACUCGGACUCAGAGCCCGAGGUAGCCGUAGAGGUGACAGACAAACACGCACCGAGAACAAUAUCGUCAUCAUCGUCAACGGAGUCGGAAGUUCUACCUCGAGCGGGCCAGCCGGCCGCGUCGCCAGCAGAGGUGGCAGCGGAGCUGGCGAGGCGACUGGCCGCCGCGCACAAGGUACCCACUGAACCUCAGACAAUGUUACCUCCGGAACCCAUCAAGAAAGUCUACGGGAUGGACAAACCCUUGCCAGCUGCAAUAUUCCCCACCGAGCCUCCACCGCUGGACGCCUACGAUUCCGACAAAUACUCAGACGAUGAUAUAUUUGCCGAACUACACAAGAAACCGCAUCAAAACAGUUACAGGGACUCUCAAAAGUCAAAUUUCUCCAACAAUAUUGUUGAUGAAUUGUUUGGUGUUUCAAAGGACAUCGGUAACAUUGUACCAGAUUACGAUCAGGGUAACGAUAACAGAGACAAUUCACCACUGUUUGACGAUGUGUCAAGUUCCAAUAAACAAACAGACGAACAAACAGCCUCCACUGAUACUAAUAUAAAGAAGCCAAUAGGCGGUAUAUCCUUAUUCGGAUCUAAUAAAGGUGCGGAGAACAUCGGCGCCGCCAUCUUGAAACGUCACCAGAGGAAAUCGUCUACAGAGGACGAUGCUAGUGAUGAACAAACAAAACCGGUAAAACGACCGGAAAAAGAUAAAAACGAAAAGAAAAUAAUUGAAGACCUCUUCACUAAACCGACUGUCAAGAAAAAAGAUACAAGCAAAAAAAUAGAUAGCGUAAAACCUGUUGAUAAAAUUAAUAAUAAACCUAAAGAUAGUAAAAUAGAUUUGUUCAGUGAUAACAUAUUUGAUGAUAUAGAUGAUAUCUUUACCACAAACGUUACGAAACCUAAAAACGAUAAUAAUACAAAAUCUAUAUUUGACGACGAUGAUCUUUUUGCGGACGUAGUUGAGACAGCAACACCGAAAGACAAAAAAGUGAAUGUUGAGAUAGAUAAACCGAAAGAUAAAAAUGAUGAAAAGAGCAUAUUUGACAGUGAUGAUGAUUUGUUUAGUGAUAAUGUCAAAGACUUAGCGGCUAGUGAUGAUAACACUAUUUCAAAAGCUAAUGCAAGUACAGUAAGAACUUUAGAAGCCAAUAAACACAAUACAUUAAAUUCUGAAGAAGUUAGUAAAGAAACUGUAAAUAAAAAAGUUAAAAGUAUAUUUGAUGAUGAUAGCGAUGACGAUUUGUUUUCCGAUAUAAAGAUUAAAAAAACUGAAUUAAUAAAAGAAAAAGAUGCUGUGAGUGUUGUUCCCAAAGCAGAAACAAAUAUACCGAGUGAUAAUUUAUUUUCAAAUCGUAAUUCUAAUGUAAAUAAAAAUAUUACAAAUAAACUUAAUACUGUAUCAAAACAAUUUCAAAGUCCGAAUUUAUUUGAUGAUGAUGACGAUGAAGACCUCUUCGGUAUAAAUACUGAACAAAAUGUCAAAUCUAUUCUCAAAAUACCACUAAGUACUGAAAGCAAAAAUUCUCACGAACCUGUAGAAAAAGACAAAAUUAAUAAUAUUGUUGAUACUAAUGUAGAAAAGAAUAAAAAUCUUUCAAGUAAUAGUAUCAAUGAAAUUAUUAAUUCAGAAGAUAAUCUAACUACAGAAAAAGAAAUUACAAUUAGCGAUGUCAUAGAGACUACUCAAGUAAUACCGUCUUCUAGUAAAGAUGGAAGCUUAGAUGCUAAUAUUCUAAAGAAAACUCUUAAAGAAGACGAAAUAAUGUCAGAAGAAAAUAAAGAACAAUUACAUAAAAAAGAAACUAUAAAUAAUGGUGAAAAUUUAGAUGUCUAUAUAAUAAAAAAGAAUAAACGAGACGAAAUAAUAUCAGAAGAAAAUAAAGAAGAGUUACAUGAAAAAGAAAUAAAUACUUCUGAAAACAAAGAUGCUAGAGUUGAACUUAAUGUAGAUAUAAUUAAAGAUAAAGAAGAUAAUACACAAAAAGAAUCUCUAAUUUCUGAACCAUUAAUACCAGAAUUGAAAGAACCAGAUAUAUUCAGUGACAUAUUCAACGAUAUACCACCCGCUUUUGAAAAACCAAACGAAUCCAAAAGAAAUAAAAACGUAAACGCUCUAUUCGAAGAUGAUUCUGACGAUGAAGCGCUAUUUUUCAAGAAAAAUGAUGUGAUCAGUGAUGAAAAGCCAGAUUUAGACUACAGCACUGAUAGAUUCAGCAUAUUUCAUGAUGAACCGCCAGAUAUUGACGUCGAUUUUUCACAGAAACCGCUGAAAGCUACAAAUAUAACUAAUGAAAAAGAUAACGAUGAUCUAUUUAGUGAAAUACCGCCAAUAAAUAAUGAAAUAAAUGACAAAAUCGAAAAUAAAGAUUCUAGUAUUCUUGUAAAUAAACCUUUCGAAGCGGUAGAUAUAACCAAACUACUGGAAGAAACUGAUGUAAAGCAAGAAGUUAGUAUAACGCAACUUCUAGAAGAUGAACAAGAUGAUACUCAAAGUGAAGAUAAUAGUAAAACAGAAUCUAAAGUAGAACAAAUAAUACAAAAUAUUGAAGAGAACGAACCUGAAGAAAAUAGAGAUACACAAAUAUCAGAAGAAGAGAGUUCUAAGAAAUCUAUAGGAAAACUGAAACCGAUGAGUUUGAAUAUUAACGUCAACACGUUACUACCGGGAGCUUCGCCUAAAAAAUCUAAGAAUAAUGAAGAAACAGAUGGACAAACAGUAUCCACUCAUAACGAUGCUAUUAAAGAUGGUCCUAAUACUGAUACAAAAAUGGUGAAAACAGUCAGUUUUGAAGGAGAUCCAGAUUCCGAAGUGUUGGACAAUAAACUGUCUAAAGGAAGGGCUAAAAUACAAGUCAAAAGACGUCCGUCAACGAGACGCGCUAGAUUAGAGGCUGUUAGGAAAUCUGGAAUUGACUUUGGAUCAGAUUCGACAGAUAAUUCUGGUUCUUUUGAUGAACUUAAAACUAAAGCCACAGAAUAUGGAACUGAUUCGCCUGUAGACAGAAAUAAAGAUAACAAAAAUAUUGAUAGUCAAAAUAUCAUAGAUAAUACAAAUGUAAAUAAAACUACAUCUGUUUCAAUAGCAGAACCAAAACAAAAACCAGAAGUCAAAUCAAAAGUUGUAUACAUUCUAAAUGAUGAAGACAUAUUUUCUAACACAGCGGAAACUAUACAUAAAAAUGAUAAACCAAGUAAUAUUAGUACCGAAGUCACAAAAGAAACUAAUCAUAAAAAAGAUUCAUCAAAAGAUAAAGAUAUAAAAGUCAAUACAAAAGAUAGAAAACCAUUAUUCGAUGAUUUAAGCGAUGAAGAACUAUUUAGUAAGAAACCGGUACAUAAGACUAAAGAGAGUUUAUUUGACUCGGACAGUGACGAAGAGUUGUUCAGUAAGAAGGAGAAGAAAGUUGAACAGAAAAAAGAGAAAGUAAGAGUUUCUUUAUUCGACGAUGAAAGCGAUGAUGAUCUGUUUUUGAGUAAAACAACUAAAGUUUCAGAAACUAAACCAUCAACAGGACAAAAUCAACCAACGAAAGCUACAGAACCUGUAUUUGAAGAUCCUCUGUCGAUGCUAGGGGACGAUGAGAGCUAAUGCUUCAUUAGAUGUAAAAAAAAAAGAAUUAGAAGGAGAGGUAAGAAAGAGGUAGAAGAUGGUAAGAAAAGGAUAGUCUUUUUAGGCUUUUUUGUAGGUAUCAAGGAAUUUAAUAAUUAUUAAAUUUAAUGUAAAUUUGGAUUUAAAGAAAAAUCUAUUUUCAUUUCAAUUAGUUGAUAAAAAUUUACAAAAAUGAAAUAAAUUACUAUAUAUAAAUAUUGUACAAGGCUUAGAAUUGUGUUGAGAAUGGAAUAAUUCGAUGUAAUUAUGUAUUACUUCAAAAUAAAUGUGGCUGUAAAA
This is a messenger RNA of Melitaea cinxia (Glanville fritillary), 4344 nucleotides long. It is a transcript of the gene FAM21, whose product is annotated as WASH complex subunit 2-like. The transcript has 11 exons. The coding region runs from base 1 to 4044 and encodes 1347 amino acids. The record is from RefSeq and is a predicted model, not a curated record. NCBI's taxonomy places the organism in Eukaryota, Metazoa, Arthropoda, Insecta, Lepidoptera, Nymphalidae.